Molecule: messenger RNA, 2988 nt
Organism: Fonsecaea erecta
Lineage: Eukaryota; Fungi; Ascomycota; Eurotiomycetes; Chaetothyriales; Herpotrichiellaceae
Exons: 15
Coding region: 1-2988 (995 amino acids)
Biological process (GO): glutathione metabolic process
Cellular component (GO): cytosol
Molecular function (GO): 5-oxoprolinase (ATP-hydrolyzing) activity
Source: RefSeq, a predicted model, not a curated record
AUGACAAUCCAAAAAGUGUACAGGAUCGGUGUCGAUGUUGGCGGGACAAAUACAGACUGUGUCAUUAUCCACCCCGGCGAGGCGCAUUUACCGGAUCGUGGCAUCCGCAGCGCAUUCAAGACUCCGACCACAGCAAAUGUAACCAUCGGUAUAACAAAGGCUAUUGAGGGCGCCAUAUCAAAAUGCGGCAUCCCCUUGGAGGCUGUGGCAGCAGUCAUGAUCGGGACAACGCACUUCAUUAACGCUGUUGUACAAGCGGACGACCGGAAUCUCAGAAAGGUUGCCGUCCUCAGAGUCUGUGGACCCUACACGAAGGAGAAUCCUCCUUUUAUGGACUUUCCACCAAUUUUAAGCCGCAUUAUGAACGGACAUGUCGGUUAUUUAGACGGCGGCCUCGAAUUUGAUACGCGAGAAAUUAUGCCUCUCGACGAGGCCCAAGUGCGGAACGAGUGUCAGGCAGUGAAAGAAAAAGGUCUUACUGACAUUGCUGUGAUUGGCGUCUUCUCACCUCUGGACAUUUCUGGUAAACAGGAAGCUAGAGUCAAGCAAAUCAUCCACGAGGAGAUGCCGGAAGCAGACGUUGUCUUGUCUAGAGACAUCGGUCAGCUGGGCUACCUCGAAAGAGAGAACGCUACGAUUCUCAACACGUCAAUUUUGAAGUUUGCCCGGAAGACAAUCCGCGGGUUUAAAUUGGCCAUCCGGACAUUGGGCCUUUCAUGUCCGCUCUUCCUGACGCAGAACGAUGGCACCAUCAUCGAUGCUGACGCCGCUGAGAAAUGCCCUAUCAAAACAUUCUCUAGUGGUCCGACGAAUUCCAUGUCUGGUGCCGCUUAUCUGGCUGGCCUUGACACCGAGGAAAAGAAAAUCCGGAAUGCUCAAGUUAUCGUGGCGGAUAUCGGAGGCACCACAACCGACGUUUGCGCAUUGCUACCAUCGGGCUUUCCCCGGCAAGCCGGCACAUGGGUAGAGAUUGGCGGUGUUCGAAGCGCCUUCUCGAUGCCUGAAGUACUGUCCGUGGCUCUUGGAGGAGGCACCAAAGUUGAAGAGCGUGAUGGGAAAGUCCAUGUUGGACCGGAGUCUGUUGGCCAUAAACUCAUCACCGAAGGCCUUGUCUUUGGUGGCAACACUUUGACUACAACAGAUAUUGUUGUUGCGAGUGGCCAUGCAGACGUUGGGGACUCUACUAAGGUCAAGGACGUGCCCAAGGAUAUCGUCACAAAAGCUCGCCACCGCGUGAAAAGGAUACUUGAGAACGCAGUAGAUGCUAUGAAGUUGAGUGCGGACGAUGCUGUUGUGAUCCUUGUCGGCGGCGGCAGCAUUGUGCAUAUGGACGAUUUAGCAGGAGUUGGACAGAUCAUUCGUCCUCCGUUUCAUGACUGCGCGAAUGCAGUUGGAGCAGCGAUCGCAAAGAUCUCCGGCCAGGUCGACGUUGUCAAAGUUCUGGAAGGUGUCGAUGAGGAUAAAGUGGUCGAAGAAGUUUGCACACAAGCGAAGAAUAUUGCCAUCGUCUCGGGUGCGGACCCAGAAUCUGUCACGAUUGUUGCAAUUGAGAAUAUGCCACUACAAUACGUACAAAUGCGUGCUUCUCGGAUCGUCGUCAGAGCCGCCGGGACAUUGAACCAAAAAGCACUCUUACACUAUAUUCCUACUGACAACUCUGAAGACCUGGUGGCCCUCGAAGAAGUUCUCGAGGAGAGGGUCUCCAGCAAGACGAACGCCGAAAAAGAUCCGAAGGACUUCCUAGUAAGUCCUUCAGCACAGGUCGACAUUCGCCAAUACAGACCCGAGGUCGACAAGAAUGGCACAUGGUGGGUGUCUGAGAUAGACUGCGAAUUCUUGGCCACCGGCUGCAGCACCGUGGCGUGCGGCGGCGGAGGCCCUGGUUAUAUGUGCUAUAUGGCCGCAAGGGCAGCCAUCAAAGCUGGCGAACGCUUGCCCGUAGUUGAUAUCGAGACCCUGCCGGACGACGGAUAUGUUCUCGGUAGCAUAUCAUAUGGUGCCCCAACAGUUACACUUGAGCGUAUCCCCAGCGGCACGGAAUCCGUCGACGCCACCGAUGCCCUGCUGAGUUGUUUCCCAGGGAUCAAGAUGAGUGCUCAAAUCGCGCUCGAGAUCGGAGGGAUGAAUGGUAUUCGUCCACUUCUUGUCGCGAACAGUUAUGGCGGCAUCCCCACCAUAGACGGUGAUCAUAUGGGAAGAGCCUACCCGAGAAUCGGAAUGGAUACUCCUGCCCUAUUUGGCUUUCCGCUUGCGCCUUGCACACAGAGUGACGGCAUGGGGAAUGUCGUGACCGUCCACAAGGCAGCGUCAACAGAGAAGCUCGAGAAGAUUCAUCGCAAGGCUGGCCAAGAACUUGGUCUGUUCUCGCAGUUGGUCAACCCUCCGAUGUCGAUCAAAGACACGAAGAUCAUGGCCACACUGGGCACCACUUCGCUGGCAUGGUACAUUGGCCGAGCUGUCUAUCUCGCUAAGCAGGAGAAGACCGAUAUUAUGAAAGCCAUUGUGGAAGCAAAUCCCUCGGGGCGUGUCUUAUACACCGGCAAGAUCGUGUCGGUUAAUCGAUACAUUUCCGCCGGCGGCUACACGGAAGGCACAGUCCGUCUGAAGCCCAUUAGCACAGAUGAAAUGGAGUACGGAGACACGGCCUCAACAGAGACACGCGACAUGGUGCUCCCUUUCCAAAAUGAGUAUCUGUACGCAGAACUCGUCGAGCCAGAUGCGCCAAAGGGUACCAAGGGGGAAAUUCUGUGCACAGUUCCGGACUUGAUAUCCCUCAUCGGAUCAGACGGAUAUGCACUGGGAACGCAGGAUCUGAGAUAUGGUGUUAGGGUUAGUGUGGUAGCAUUCGUUGCUCACCCGCAUUGGUAUACGCCAAAGGGGAUCGAGGUCGGCGGUCCUAGGGCAUUUGGCUUCGACAUGGACUUCAAACCACUCGGUACACCAUACUACGAGCCCAAGCGGGUGACCAAGGAGUUUCGGCCCGCGUGA